UGUCCGGACACUUGCUGCGCUGCUCUUAAUGAUCAGGAGGCACCGCGGGAGCAGGAAGGAGAAGCACAGCGACGACGCACAUGGCUGGAUGACAUGAUGUUCCAACCCUUUUCCCCUCCUCCCUCCACCUCUUUUUGUCCUGUUUUCCUUCUACUCCUCUUCCUCUGUCUUUCCCUCAUCUCCUCUUCCCUUCCCCAACCGCCGUUGAGCUGGAAUUCACCUAAUGACCCCUGCUACCACACAGAUGGCCGUCCACGACACUGCCUGUCAGAGUUCAUCAAUGCUGCCUACGGGGUCCCAGUCAAUGUGAACCACUCGCUACAAGGAAAUGAUUAUGACAGCCACAUCACCACCUUAACCGACCUCAACAAUCCCCACAACCUCACAUGUUGGAUGGCCGAUGCAGGUACUGACACAGGAGACUGGGUCCUUACCGUACCACUGGGCCGCCGCUUUGAGAUCACAUACAUAAGUUUUCAGUUCUGUCACCAAAGGGAGCCAUUGGACCCCAUCUCCAUUUCCAUCCUCAAGUCGAUGGACUUCGGGCGCACCUGGAGGCCAAUGCAGCACUACUCCAGCGACUGCCUCAGGAACUUCAAGAUACCUUCACAAACAGUGGCCCAAACUAGACAUCAAGAAACAGAGCCCCUCUGCUCAGACCCACGCCCUCUACAGAAGCAGCGAGGAGGCAUGGUGUUGGCCUUCUCCACUCUGGAUGGACGGCCAUCCUCUCCUGAUUUUGACUAUAGCCCCACUCUCCAGGACUGGGUGACAGCCACCGACAUUCGCGUGGUCUUCCACAAGGUGUCCAGUGAGGUUAAGGUAGGCCACAUGGACAAGACUGAAGAAGAAAGAUGGCUUGAUGUUGGACACGACAUCAGAGAGGCUGGUGUUGUGAGAUGGAGAACGGACUUCAAGGGUCAGACUGGAGAUCAGGUGGACAAGUUAAACACAGAAAAUACACUGGCAUUUUUUGACAGGGAGACAAAAAACUCAGAGACAAGGGUGAGGAACAAAGGGGUUAGAAUAGAUAAGCAAGUCAGGAAGGGUCAUUAUAAAACCUCAAGUCAAGAUGAAGAUGGGCACAACGUGACCAGCAAGGAAGGGGGGGACAGUUUCAGCAUGGACACUCUCACCUCUCCUAAAAAGGGCGGCAAAGGCAGAGGGCGUGGCCGCAAGAAGGAAAACAAUCAUUGGCUGCCUUGCCCCAAUGGAGAUUGCAAUUGGACAGUUGAGGGGCGGAGCAGAAGCAACAAAGGACAGGAGCUGAGGAAAAGGAGGAACAACAAUCACAACACAAGGCCGAGGAAUCUGCAGGCGGCCCUACCAUCUGCUUUUAAGCCCCCCGGCCGAACUCCUUUUGCCCUCUCGGACCUGCAGGUUGGGGGCAGGUGUAAAUGUAACGGACACGCUUCCAGGUGUCGCCGCGACGACAUGGGUCGUGCAGUGUGUGUGUGCAAGCAUCACACAGCGGGGCCAGACUGUGAUGUGUGUGAGGACUUCUACUUUGACAGACCAUGGCAUCGAGCUACACCCACUAACCCAAACCCCUGUGUUGCCUGUGAGUGUAACGGCCACUCCAACAAAUGCCGCUUCAGCAUGGAGGUGUUUCAGCAGUCGGGCCGGCGCAGUGGAGGCGUGUGCCAGAAGUGUCGCCACCACACGGCCGGACGCCACUGCCAGUACUGCCAGAAUGGAUACACCCGCAACCACAAAAAGCCACUCAGCCACCGCAAAGCCUGCCAACCGUGUCAGUGCCAUCCUGUGGGGGCAGUGGGUGGCUGGUGCAACCAGACGUCUGGUCAGUGCCUGUGUCGACGAGGUGUGACCGGCCUCAGGUGUAACCGCUGUGCCCCAGGAUAUGAACAGGGGAAGUCUCCUUUACAGCCCUGCAUACGAAUUCAGGAAGUUGCUCCAACUCCAGUGUACCAACCUCAGUACAGCAUAGCGGAGGAGUGCGUUUCAUACUGCCAGCCUUCUCAGGUUAAAGUCAGGAUGAACUUGGAGACCUAUUGUCGAAAGAACUAUGUGCUGAAGGUGCAGGUGAAAGGUAUGGAGCGCUCAGGUCCCUGGUGGCAGUUUUCCAUCUUGGUGCAAGUCGUCUUCCGCACUGGGUCCCACUCCCGCAUUCGCAGGGGCUCUCAGUCUCUCUGGGUCCCUGACCGCGACCUUGGCUGUGGCUGCCCCGCCCUCCAGGUGGGUCGGACAGUCCUCCUGAUUGGAGCAGACGAAGGAGAGCAGCCCUGGGUGCCAGAGGAGAAGCGCCUGGUGGCAGAUCGCUCCACUGUAGCCCUCCAGUGGCAGGAACACUGGAGCCCCAAACUCAGGGCCUUCCGGGGGCAGGACAAGAGGGGCCGCUGUCCACCAAAACAGGCAAACAACCACCAGCACUACAGGGAGCACCCAAAACCUCAGUCUGGUUAUGUUCCCCCUCACCUGCUGACUGAGAAAGAUCCUGAGCCUCACGCUGCAAACACACACAAGACUGAAAGCUCAGCAGUGCCGCACAUGUUCAAAGUUAAAUCCACUGAGGCGACACUACCCCCUUCUUCUUCUUCACCCAAUCCAGUGUGUUCUACUCAAAAUCCUUCAUGAAAACUUCAUCCUUCAUGAAAAAACAGAAGAACUACAAGGAGUAAAAUGUACAUUAUUCCAUUUUUUUGUCAGUGGACUUGACAUUCAGGUGAGAAGAAAGCUCAAAGAAACCCUUCAACACCGAAACACAUACCCACCUUUAGGUUUAUGUACAUUGUUAAGAGGUUAAUUAUUGCAUACUGAGUUUUGCAGCAACAUAAAGUGGUAACACUCAGUGAUGAUGAACCUGUGAGACUAAAAUGGUGAAAUGUAAAAUGUAAGUAUCAUUAUUUUAAUAUUUCUAC
Pelmatolapia mariae (spotted tilapia) is the source of this 2879-nucleotide messenger RNA. RefSeq names its product netrin 5 (gene ntn5). Gene Ontology annotation, biological process: animal organ morphogenesis; tissue development. Gene Ontology annotation, molecular function: protein binding. The transcript has 7 exons. The record is from RefSeq and is a predicted model, not a curated record. Bases 94 to 2595 code for a protein of 833 amino acids. NCBI's taxonomy places the organism in Eukaryota, Metazoa, Chordata, Actinopteri, Cichliformes, Cichlidae.